Messenger RNA from Emys orbicularis (European pond turtle), 780 nucleotides. It is a transcript of the gene TLCD3A, whose product is annotated as TLC domain containing 3A. The coding region runs from base 1 to 780 and encodes 259 amino acids. Gene Ontology annotation, cellular component: endoplasmic reticulum; membrane. The record is from RefSeq and is a predicted model, not a curated record. The transcript is spliced from 5 exons. Gene Ontology annotation, biological process: lipid homeostasis. NCBI's taxonomy places the organism in Eukaryota, Metazoa, Chordata, Testudines, Emydidae.
AUGUGGCAAACGCUGGCGAUCGCUUCGGUGUUUUUCCCGGGUCUCUUCGCUCUGUCCGUUCGGAGUCUCGGCUGGGCUGCCCCGGCAUGGAGCCUCAAGGACCGGAUCCUCCUCAGCAGCAGGAUGGUGUCUUCUGUUCAAGCUACCAUGGCUACUGUUUCUGGGAUCAUUGUUGUCCUUAAUUGCAAGGAUGUGGUACAUGACAGGUACUGGCUCGCAGUAGAGUAUGUUUGGGUCAUCGUCCCAUACAUGAUCUACGACAUAUACGUCAUGUACCUCUGCCAUUGGCACAAAAGCAAAGACACCUCGGAGAAGAAGCAUUCGCUGGCCAGCGUGAGGAGCUUCCUGGAAAAGGAUCGCCUCAUGGUGACGCACCAUCUCUUCAUUCUUGUUGUCCUCACACCCGUCGCGCAGUACCUUAGAGGAGAGCUUGGAGAUUUCUUUGUUGGUUGCAUCUUUGUGGCGGAACUGAGCACUCCGUUCGUGUCACUGGGCAAAAUCCUGAUGCAGCUAAAAAUGCAGGACACGCUCCUGCACAAGGUGAAUGGGAUUCUCAUCCUGGUGACGUUUUUCCUCUGCCGGAUCGUCCUCUUCCCGUUCAUGUACAGGGCCUACGCCAGGCAUACGGGGAUCCCCAUCUACAUGGUGCCUUUCCACAUCCCCAUGCACUGCAACGUGGCCAAUGCCUCUCUCAUCGCCCCACAGCUCUACUGGUUCAUGCUGAUCUGCAGGAAAGCUGUCCGACUCUACAGCAGUUCGCCGUCCGACAGGAAUAGAUAA